Messenger RNA from Clupea harengus (Atlantic herring), 1673 nucleotides. It is a transcript of the gene slc8a1a, whose product is annotated as sodium/calcium exchanger 1-like. Gene Ontology annotation, biological process: sodium ion transmembrane transport; calcium ion import across plasma membrane; cell communication. Gene Ontology annotation, cellular component: sarcolemma; postsynapse; axon. Gene Ontology annotation, molecular function: calcium:sodium antiporter activity. The record is from RefSeq and is a predicted model, not a curated record. Lineage: Eukaryota; Metazoa; Chordata; Actinopteri; Clupeiformes; Clupeidae.
UUUCUGUCUUUUAGUAAAACUAUUCAGAUCAAUAUAAUCGACGAUGAAGAGUAUGAAAAGAACAAGAACCUUUUCGUGGAACUUGGAGAGCCCCAGAUAGUGGAGAUGAGUGAGAGAAAAGCUCUGCUUCUUCAUGACUGUGGUGAAUUUGUGAAGACAGAUAAACAGCUUUAUGGCAGGGACAUCUACCGGAAGGUUCAGGGCCGAGAUAACCACGUCGCUUCCACCAUUAUCAACAUAGCAGAGAAGAGAGGAGAAGAAGCCCCGACGAAGAGAGAGGAAGACGAGCGCCGCGUUGCAGAGCUGGGACGUCCCACGCUGGGAGAGCACGUGAAGAUGGAAGUCAUCAUAGAGGAGUCCUAUGAGUUUAAGAGCACAGUAGACAAACUGAUAAAGAAAACCAACCUGGCCCUUGUGGUCGGCACCAACAGCUGGAGAGAGCAGUCAGAGGCCAUUACCGUCAACUCUGGGGAUGACGAUGAUGAUGGCGAGUGUGCUGAAGAGAAGCUCCCCUCGUGUUUCGAUUACGUCAUGCACUUCCUCACCGUCUUCUGGAAGCUUUUCUUCGCCUUUGUGCCGCCCACGGACUACUUCAACGGCUGGGCCUGCUUCGUCGUGUCCAUCAUCAUGAUCGGGGUACUGACAGCUGUCAUCGGUGAUCUGGCUUCUCACUUCGGCUGCACCGUUGGACUGAAGGAUUCGGUGACAGCAGUGGUGUUUGUUGCCCUGGGAACAUCUGUACCAGAUACAUUUGCCAGUAAAGUUGCGGCGGUCCAGGACCAGUAUGCAGAUGCCUCCAUCGGCAACGUCACCGGGAGCAACGCUGUCAAUGUCUUCCUGGGCAUCGGUGUGGCGUGGUCCAUCGCUGCCAUCUACCACACAUCGCAGGGCAGACCGUUCCUGGUGAAUCCUGGAACACUGGCAUUCUCCGUCACGGUCUUCACCAUCUUUGCCUUCGUGGCUGUCGGUGUGCUCAUGUACCGGCGUCGACCUGAAAUCGGGGGAGAGCUCGGAGGCCCCCGACUCCCCAAGAUCCUCACCACCAGCCUGUUCUUCGGCCUGUGGCUUAUGUACAUCAUCCUCUCCUCUCUGGAGGCCUACUGCAUCGUCGAAGGUUUCUGAAACAGUCUGCUGCAGGGAAAAGGGGAGACGAUGGAAGUGCAAAGAGAGGAAGAUGAUAUUAUAGAAGAUUGGGGUGGUAAGGACACAAACAGCCAUAUGACAAUAUAACAAAUAGUUAACAAUAUUCAUAUAACAAAUAUGAAUAAUAAGCCUACUUUUUGAUUAUGUUGUCCUGUUUCCCUUUUGAAAUACGGUUUUAAAAACUGUUGGGGGUCGUUAUAUGUGCCAUGUGUAAAGACUUCUGUGAAAGCGUGUUAUCAAAAUAAAUGUUUGCUUAGAAUAGUGUUAUUAUAGAGGGUCUCUAUAGUGUUUUGUUAAAAUAUGGCAACUAUCAUAAUCUGCAGAUCCAAUAAGGUCUGGGUUAUGUCCAUACAACCAUCAAGAUGCUUUAGUCUAAAUGAUUUGUUGUUUCUCAUUGUUUGUCAUUUUGUAGUGCAUUUAAUAGUUUUUCAAAUAUGUGUAUUACUUCUUACCAUUCAUUAAAUACAUUAAAGAAAUAUUUCAUUGAAAAAACUAAACUGAUAAAAUAAAACAUUGGCAUUGAAACACAA